This is a messenger RNA of Lentinula edodes (shiitake mushroom), 582 nucleotides long. RefSeq lists its product as uncharacterized. NCBI's taxonomy places the organism in Eukaryota, Fungi, Basidiomycota, Agaricomycetes, Agaricales, Omphalotaceae. The transcript has 2 exons. The coding region runs from base 178 to 474 and encodes 98 amino acids. Gene Ontology annotation, molecular function: ubiquitin protein ligase activity. The record is from RefSeq and is a predicted model, not a curated record. Gene Ontology annotation, biological process: protein polyubiquitination; proteasome-mediated ubiquitin-dependent protein catabolic process. Gene Ontology annotation, cellular component: nuclear speck.
ACACUAUCUGGUGGUGAGAAAUGGUGUGUGGAGCUCACUCGCCAAUUCAAGGAGACCAUGGCUGUGGCAUAGGUUCUUGCCUACCUGCCCCGGCUCUCGACCCUUCCUCGACAUUUCCCCUUUCUCUCCCCCUUCGCCACAUGAUACUGUUUCCUCCAAUCCAUCUCUUUCGGAUAUAUGUUGGUCUUAUCCUUGAAUAUCGGUCACAAACAAGUUCGUGGAGGCCAAGAAAUCUCGCGGCGGGGCGACGGGAUUGGAUUUCUGGAACAACUUGAAGGUCAAAAAGUUCGCGUCUUGAGGAAACAUCAUCAUCCUGGAGGUUGCUGUCAAAAUCUUUGUUGUAGCUCCUCCUCUUCGGUUCUCGAGCUGGAGUACUUCGAGGAAGCUGGGGCAUGUUUGGGACCAACUUCGGGGUUUUACGCGCUGGUUUCGAAGGACCUUGUGAGGAAGGAUUUGAAGACUUGGAGAAAUUAGGAUCGUGGGGCUCCUAGGGCUGACGCUAGCCCAUUCGUACAUCAUCUGAGUGAAUUGUACCCAGCACCAAUUAGCUUGUCCUGGGAGAAGAGGUUCGGUUAACUAUCG